UUGAACACGAUGACAUCUCUAGUGUUGGCUCUCUAUCUCACAUGUCUGGUCUGGGGGAAAAUGGCUCAGACGACCGAUCUGAAUUUCUCCUCAUCCAUUCAACAAGAGAGUGAUUUCGUGUCGGUUAAAACAAGGGAGAACUUGACGUUGCAGUGUUUCUAUGAAGGCAUUGUUGCUGCAAGGCUUUACUGGUAUAAGCAAACGCUGAGAGAAAAACCAAAGCUCAUCUCUACCUUCUAUAUGUAUGAUAAAAAUAAAUAUUUCUACGGUGAAUUCAAGAACAAUUCACACUUCACCUUGGAUACUGAAAAUGGUAAGAACGACCUGACAAUCACAGACUUGCACGUUUCAGACUCAGCUACUUACUUCUGCAUAAGUUGUUAUCUAUACACAUUAGACAUUUCGGUGAGCAUUACUGUCAGUGUACAGGGUUCAGGUUUGAAAGUCCCGGCUUUGGUCCACCAGUCAGCAUCUGAGAACAUCCAGCCAGGAGGCUCUGUGACCCUGAACUGUACAGUUCACACUGGGACCUGUGAUGAACAACACAGUGUUUACUGGUUCAAAGACUCUGAAGAAUCUCAUCCAGGACUCAUUUACACCCAUGGAGGAAGGAAUGAUCAGUGUGAGAGGAAACCCAUCACACAAACACACACCUGUGUCUACAACCUGCCAAUGAAGAGCCUGGAUCUGUCUCAUGCUGGGACCUACUACUGUGCUGUUGCCUCGUGUGGACACAUACUGUUUGGAGACGGGACCAAGCUGGACUUUGAGGAUCAGCCGGACUCUCCUGUUUUGGUGUAUCUCUUGAGCGGAGCUUUGACAUUCACCACCAUCCUGAGUGUUUUACUGGCUCUCUCAGUGUGCAUGAUGAACAAGACAAACAGCUUCCAAGGCAAAGAGACUCACACAAUAUCUCCAGCUCCCCCCACAGCAAAUGCAAUGGGUUACCAACAUGCUGUAAUCCUGUAUUAUGCGGCUUUAAGUGUCCACCUGCAAAACAGAUCAACAGGACAGCGGGAUCAGACCUGGAGUGAAUGUGUGUACUACAGCGUAAAGCAGUAAAACUGGACAUGUUACAUUUGUACUUCUGAGUAAGACAUGGUUUUCUCUUUAAAAUGUGAUGUAGAUUUGUAUCUUAGAUUGAAAUAAAUAUGAUUUGAUACCUUCCUUGCAGUCUGCAGCCAACAUUAAAUCUCACUAUUCUUAGCUAAUUUGCAUAUUUAUGAUACUCUUUUGUUGUCUGUGUGUUCUGACGCAGGUUAUCUUUCAACUCUGUAUAUAGGUUCAUUUUUACAAAUAAAUGUUUUUAAGAUAAGAUAAGAUAAUCCUUUAUUAGUCCCGCAGCGUGGAAAUUUGCAGGCUUACAGCAGCAUAGGGUAAAGUGCACACAAGAGACAUAGUAAAAGAAAGACAAGAUAAAAAUAAAAAUGAAAUAAAAAACGAGUAUUAUAAAUAAGCAAUAAAAAAACAGUAGAAAAUGAACAAUAACUGAAGUAUUAUAUUUACAGACAGAAAAAAACUAUUAUAGCUAUAAUUGCACAGUGUAUUGUAUUGCACGUGUUGUGUGUCAUGUGGUCUGCUGGGAGCAGCAGCUGGAAGGAAGGACCUGCGGUACCUCUCCUUCACACACCGGGGGUGAAGCAGUCGGUGGCUGAAGGAGCUGUACAGUGCUGCCAGGGUGUCCUGCAUGGGGUGGGAGGUGUUGGUCAUCAGGGAUGAUAGCUUUGCCAUCAUCCUCCUGUCUCCCACCACCUCCACCGUAUCCAGUGGACACCCCAGCACACUGCUGGCCUUCCUGACAAGUUUAUUCAGUCUCUUCUUGUCAGCUGUCGAGAUGCUGCUGCUCCAGCAGACCACUGCAUAAAAAAUGGCUGAUGCCACCACAGAGUCAAAAAAGGUCCUCAGGAGUGCUCCCUGCACUCCAAAGGACCUUAGUCUCCUCAGCAGAUACAUUUUUAUGACAUAACCAGUAUAUAUAAGCUCAGAUUCAGUGACCAUGCUUCGAGGAACGAGAUCAUCUUAUAUUUUUGUGUUCAUCUUCAUUGUUGUUCUUUAUAACCAAAUCACAUGUGUUUUUGAAUGUAAAAUUUAUGUAAUCAAUGAUAAAAAUAAAGAUUAUCAAAA
This is a messenger RNA of Anoplopoma fimbria (sablefish), 2124 nucleotides long. RefSeq lists its product as uncharacterized. The coding region runs from base 10 to 1062 and encodes 350 amino acids. Gene Ontology annotation, biological process: response to bacterium. NCBI's taxonomy places the organism in Eukaryota, Metazoa, Chordata, Actinopteri, Perciformes, Anoplopomatidae. The transcript is spliced from 5 exons. The record is from RefSeq and is a predicted model, not a curated record.